GUGCUUAAGUAAGGCUUGGUGUCUGACCCUUCUCUAAUCUCAAUUUUGCUCGUCAAUCAUCGGCGGCGUUGACUCCGUCAAUCAGUUUCCGAUUCAAUAUCCGUUUCACUAUGCUGUAGAAUGAGUUGUCCACAAGAUCCUCACCGUCCUCAUUUUCCAUUCAAGAAUCCUUUUUCAAUGAUAUUGCCCAAGGGCUCAUCGCACCUGUCCCCAAAGCUCCUUUCUCUGUUGAAUGCUUUUGAGGAAUCAUUGGCUGAGAAGAUCAAAUGUCUCAAGCCUGGAUGCGGGGCACGCGCCUUCAGCCUAUCAUGGAUGAAAGAAGUGAUGGCUUCACUCUCAACAAUACAUACCAGUGUGAGAGUCCUGGUUAAAGAACUUGAACUUCCAGUUUGCGGUUGGGAUGAGAAGUGGAUUGAUGUGUAUAUGGAGAACAGCGUGAGCCUGCUUGAUAUCUGCACUGCUUUCAGCUCUGAGAUCUCCAGGAUUAACCAAAGCAAUCUUUACCUCCGUUCCACGGUGCAGACCCUAGAAGGUGAGCCAAAGCAGUUUGCAAGAGCACAAUCGUUGUUGGAAGGAUGGAGGCGGCGCUUGGAUUCUGGAAAUCCACGGCUUGAGAACUGCUUUGUGACAGUGGACCGCCUCGUUGAGAGCCUGAAGUUCCCUAAGAAGAAAGAUUCUGGGAAAGAAAGAGUUCUGAUGAGAGCUCUGUAUGGCGUGCGCGUGGUUACCAUUUUCCUCUGCAGUGUAGUGGCUGUUGCCUUCUCGGGCUCUUCAGGAAACAUGAAGAAGGGCUUUGAGGUUCUUGAGGGUUGUUUGUGGGCCGAAGCUUUUGUUGAUCUUCAGAGUUCAGUUACCGAUGAAAUAAGGGACAACGGAGGGGUGACCAGGCUGAAGGAGCUUGAAGCUGUUGACGCGAGUGUGAAGAAGCUAUACCCCAUAGUGGAGCCAGGGGUAGACCUUGACGCGGUUGGAGGAGGGUUCUCAUUGCAAAAUGCAACUUCAGAGUUAAGAAAGAAUGCCGAUGUACUUUCGGAAGGACUCGAUCUAUUGGCCAAGGAAGUGGACGGUUUUUUCCAUGUUAUUUUGACGGGGCGAAAUGCGAUGCUUUCGAACAUUAGAGUUGGUAGCAAUAACGUAUCAAAAUCAAUGCAAGACCGAAAAUCAAGUGGAGGGGUAAAUUCUGUGAAUAAUAAAUACUAGCUAACUAUAGGAGCGUAUUCAAGCUUCUUCUUCUUCUUCUUCCUUCCUUCUUCUUUUUCUCCUUCUUCUUCUUCACAGAGAGGGGGUGCUUAGCUGUGCGUGUGUGUGUGUGGGGGGGGGGGGGGGGGGGGGGGGGGGGGGCGGAUGAUGUGUUCUGGAUUCAAUGUGUGUGGCGUUUCAACAGUUAAAAUAUUAUUGCCAAAACGUGUAGAGCGAAGCAAUGUUUGUGAUAAAUAGUUGUGCUCUGAUUUGUCUUGCAAUAACAAUAUCACUCACAUUUGUAAACCAUUAUUAUCAUUAUGAACGGCUGAUUUGAUCAACAUUAAUGCUCCUUCUCAAAAAAAUGCAAAAGAGGAGAGUAUUCACUAUUCACACCCUUGUGGUGAAUAAACAAAAGGGAAUUCC
Messenger RNA from Cuscuta campestris, 1605 nucleotides. Lineage: Eukaryota; Viridiplantae; Streptophyta; Magnoliopsida; Solanales; Convolvulaceae. The record is from the annotation of a GenBank genome assembly.